Molecule: messenger RNA, 2921 nt
Organism: Coffea eugenioides
Lineage: Eukaryota; Viridiplantae; Streptophyta; Magnoliopsida; Gentianales; Rubiaceae
Product: plastid division protein CDP1, chloroplastic
Exons: 12
Coding region: 143-2656 (837 amino acids)
Biological process (GO): chloroplast fission
Cellular component (GO): chloroplast inner membrane
Source: RefSeq, a predicted model, not a curated record
AUGCCAAUAACCCUUCUCUCCUUUUUCUCUCCCAACAAAACAAAUCCAUCCUCGAAAAUGGCUUCACCGAUCCACAAAUUCCUGUGAUGAAAACUCUAAUCUCUCUCACACAGUCACACACUAAACAACAGUAGAUAUCCGCAUGGCAACUCUUCAUCUCCCAACUCCGUCCAACUGCUGCUGUGCGUACUUAAAAACGCUAGAUAAUAACCACAAUGACAUCAGGAAGAAGUUGAAAUUUUGCGGUCAUUUUGAUGUAAAAUGGGUGAAUUAUUCGUCUAUUUUUGGUUUGAGAGCUAGGAUUUUGAAUCAUAAUAGAGGAUUGGUGAUUUUGAGUAUUUACCGUCGUCGGUGUUGGAGAUUUUACGCCAAUGCUGACCUCCGGGUUGUUGUGGAGAGUGGUAGCAGCAGUAGAAAUAAUAUCAAUGUUGUUCAUUCUCAGUCUCCCAUCGUUCCCUCUGCUGAAAUACCGAUCACUUGUUACCAGAUUCUUGGUGUUUCUGAUCAAGCAGAGAAAGAUGAAAUUGUUAAGUCUGCAAUGCAUCUGAGGAAUGCACAGAUUGAAGAAGGUUAUACUGCAGAUGUUGUUGUUAGUCGUCAGAAUCUUUUGAUGGAUGUGAGGGAUAAGCUUCUUUUUGAACCAGAAUAUGCUGGAAAUACAAAGGAAAAGGUCGCACCUAAAUCUUCUCUACGAAUUCCAUGGUCUUGGGUGCCUGCUUCUCUUUGCCUUCUUCAGGAGGCUGGAGAGGAUAAGAUUGUUCUUGAUAUUGGACGGAGAGCCUUACAGCACGGAGAUGCUAAGUCUUACAUUCAUGAUGUUCUUUUGUCCAUGGCACUAGCAGAGUGUUCGAUUGCAAAAGCUUGUUUUGAGAAGAACAAGAUUUCACAAGGGUUUGAAGCUCUUGCCCGUGCUCAGUGUCUUCUUAGGAGUAAAAGUUCACUUGGGAAGAUGACACUUUUGUCUGAGAUUGAAGAAUCUCUGGAAGAGCUUGCACCAGCUUGCACACUGGAGUUACUAGGCAUGCCUCACACACCUGAAAAUGCUGAACGGAGGUCAGGAGCCAUUUCAGCUUUACGUGAACUGCUUAGGCAGGGCCUUGAUGUACAAAGUUCUAGCCAGGUACAAGACUGGCCAAUUUUCUUGAAUCAAGCGCUCCGUAAGCUCAUGGCUACAGAGAUUGUGGAACUUCUUCCCUGGGAAGAUCUUGCUCUUACACGAAAAAAUAAGAAAUCUCUAGAGUCACAAAGUCAAAGAGUUGUAAUUGAUUUUAAUUGUUUCUACGUGAUUUUGAUAGCUCACAUUGCCCUUGGAUUUUCAAGCAAGCAGAAAGAUUUGAUUCACAAAGCGAAAACAAUAUGUGAAUGUUUGAUAUCGUCAGAAGGGACUGAUUUGAAAUUUGAGGAAGCAUUCUGCUUGUUUCUUCUUGAUCAGGGUGAUGAGGUAACUGCUGCUGAAAAGCUUUGGCAGCUUGAGCUGAACUCAAGUCCUGCUGCACGGAAGUUACUUUCAGAUAAAGAAGCCAAAGAUGUUUCAAAUUCAAGGAAAUCACUGGAGACAUGGCUGAAGGAUUCUGUACUUCAGGUCUUCCCAGAUACUCAGGAAACUCCACCAUCUUUUGUUAUUUUCUUUGCAGGAGAAAAGCAAACUUCUGGGAAUAGGCAACCUAAGAGAUCUCUUCAUACAACAUCAAAUAUGAGCCACCAAUCACUUACAUCUCCGCUUGUGUUGGAUCGAAAAGCUUUUGAAGACAGCAUUCCAUCUAAAGACGCUUCACGACAUGUAGGACCAGCAGUAAAGCAGUUAACCCCAGCCAAUCUGCAAGGUCCACUGACAGAAAACAAGGCCAAUAGUGGUGCCAAUGUUGACGUACCUAUUCAAUUAAAAAGAAAUUUGGGUUCUCACCAAAAUAAAGCCUGGGACAUUUGGUCAGACCCAUAUACUGUUGUUAGGAAGUUGAUGUACAUUACAUCUUUGGGCUGCAUUAUUUAUGCUUCCUUCAGGCUGAUGAACAUGCACUUCUACAAGAUGGGAAACAGUUCUAGGUGGAGAUUGAAAAGACCAACUACAUCAAGCUCCAUUUCCUGGUCUAAAGAUUUUUCUCUAGAUGAAAAUGAGAGUAGGAAUGCCAAGAAACUUAAGAAGUUCCUUUCAAUGCUUAAAAUUCAGAUGAGACCCCAGCCAGAAGUUGGAAGUUUGCAGAAAUCUUGUCUUGCUGCUAGUUUGUCAUCCUCUGGUGUUGGAGUGCUCAGGCAGCCAAUGCCUGUGGAAGAAGCUGAGACUCUAGUUAGGAAAUGGCAAGAUAUCAAAGCUGAAGCGCUAGGACCUAACCAUCAUGUACAGAGACUCUUUGAUAUCCUUGAUGAGUCAAUGCUUGGUCAGUGGCAAGCUUUGGCUGAUGCUGCGAAAGCCAAGUCAUGUUUCUGGAAGUUCGUUUUGCUGCAAUUGUCAGUUCUGAAGGCAGAUAUUUUAACGGAUGAGACUGGUAAUGAAAUGGCAGAGAUAGAAGCAAUCUUAGAGGAAGCUGCUGAACUUGUAGAUGAUUCUCAGCCUAAGAAUCCGAAUUAUUACAGCACUUAUAAAAUACGUUAUUACCUGAAGAGGCAAUAUGAUGGUUCUUGGAGGUUCUGUGAAGGCGAUAUUCAAGCUCCAUUAUGAUAUUAGCUUUUCAAGGAAACGAAAGAAUGUUAUUUAUGAUUUAUUUUCCCUUGUAAAUGGUAGUGAUAUUUUGAAGUAAAGUUGCAUCUCGGAUGGAGGAUUUUACCCUACUUCCUUGCUCUAGGAGAUGAUUGUUGAACAGAACUGCUCAGAGCUUUCCAUUUGUUGUCUCUGAAGCUCGUCCAAUGAUAGGAGUGGCUAACAUGUUAUUUGAGAGGUUAUAAUCGAGAGAAAGGAAUUGAUUUCUGGUUAUUUAAAUGAUUAA